ACAAAAAUGGUUUUGAACACUUGACGAAUUUGUCAGUGUCAUACUAUGAUGGUUUGGAAUUCCUUAUCAACAAACCAGAUGAGGUGGUUUUGCAGAGAGCCUUCCCUUUCCCUGUGUUAGAGAAUAUGCGUCUUUUUGGACUAAAUAAUUUCAAAGGGAUUAUUUGUCAAGGCCAGCUACAAAAUUUUUUGCCUGAACUGACACAUUUGUGGAUGGGUCCCCCUCCACUUAAAUGGCUUGGCAGCUUGAGAUUUGUAGAUUUGUUUAGUUGUGAUAAACUGGAAAGUGUGUUCUCACUUUCUAUGGCCAAAAAUCUUAUGCAACUGGAGAAAAUUGAGAUAUCUGAAUGUUGUAUGAUGGAAGUAAUUGUUUCGAAUGAAGGAGGAGACCAUGAGAUAGCAGUGGCAACAACAGAUAAAGUCGAGUUUCCUAAACUAAAAAGUAUGGCUCUUGGCAAACUGCCAAGUUUUACAGCAUUCAGCAAAGCCAUGAAUGCAAUUGAACUACCACAAUUGGAGUGUUUGGAUCUCAUGGAAAUACCAAAGCUCAAUAGUCUCUGCCCUUCUUCCACUUCUGCUUCUGCUUUUGCCUACAUUCAGUCGCUCUUUGACAACAAGGUUAAAUUGACUUCCCUUGAGAAGUUGUCUGUCACUGCAAUGGAUAGUCUGAUUGAGAUAUGGCCUGACGAACUUCAAGCUAAACUAAGAGAGAUGAGAGUUAAAUUGUGUCAUGGGUUUUCGAAUAUUCUUUUUCCAUCCAAUUUGAUUAAGGGCAUGCAAAGUCUUGAACUACUUGAAGUGAAACAGUGUCGAUCUGUGAAAGUAUUAUUUGACCUUGAAGGACUAAUUCCUAGGGAAGGCCAUCCAGAUAUACUAUUGCAUUCAUUAACAAAUGUGAACCUACAACGUCUACCAAAGUUGACACAUGUUUGGAAAGACAAUUCACCAGGAAUUCAAGGUUUACAAAACCUAACAUCCCUAAUAAUUAAAGGUUGUGGCAGUUUGAGAUAUAUAUUCUCAGCUUGUCUAGCCAAACUUCUGGGGAAACUACAAGAAAUAGAGGUAAUUGAAUGUGGUGUGAUGGAAGCGAUCAUUGAUAAGGAACCAAAAGUAGGUUAUGAUGUCACAACAAAUAUUUGCAUAUUCCCUCAACUAAGGAGUCUCAAACUCUGUGAUCUGCCAAACCUUAGGAGUUUGUGCCUUCAGACUUGCACGUUUGAAGGAACAUUGUUGAAGAUCGUGAAAGUAAUCAAUUGUCCCAACUUGAAGGCACUCCCUUCAGCAUUCCAAUGCCUGCAAGAGUUACGGAGGAGCAAUGUUCAAAAAGAGGAAUUUUUUAACUCAGCUCAACACCAUUUCUUGGAUAGAAAGUUUAGUUUAAGCAGCAAGGGGGAACUUACUGUCACAGGAAUAGAUGAGCCAACUGAGAUAUGGCACAAUCAACUUGGAGUCGGAUGCCUUCACAACGUAAGAGUUAUGUGGGUCCAGUGCUGCAGGACAUUAUUAAGUAUUGUUUCAUCUAAUUUAAUACAAAGAUUACACCAAGUUGAAGAACUAAAGGUAUGGUGGUGUGAUUCCUUGGAAAUGAUAUUUGACCUCAAAGAGGAGGUAUGUGUUGGUGUUGGAGUUGGUGUUGGUGUUGGUGCUGGUGAAAAAGGAACAUCAAUCACUCAGUUAAGCAAGUUGGAAUUGAAGUAUUUGCCCAAGCUGACGCAUAUAUGGAAGUGUUUUCCCCAACAAACUCAUUGUUUCAGAAAUCUAAGUUAUCUAAAAGUGAAGAAUUGUGACAACUUGAGAUAUAUAUUCACAAUUUCCAUGGCCAAAGUCCUUGUGAAUCUAAAAGACCUAAUAAUUGGACAUUGUGAGAAGGUAGAAAAGAUUGUCACCAGGGAAAACGAUGAAGAAGAAAUCCAUUUGUUCCAAUUUCGCCAUGUCCAACUUCAUGAUCUUCCAAGUCUUGUGUGUUUUGGCCCUGACAUAAACGAUGCUCGAAUUCCAGCCAAACAAUUAACAUAUGGUUCUGUCCCAAAUUUCCAGAUAGCCUAUCGCAAUGGGGAUCGCAAUCGCAAUAGGGAUGGCAACGGAGUUAGAGAUGACCAAUGAUAAUGAUAAUGACAAUGACGAUGACUAUUAGCGAUGCUGUUUAGAUUGCCAACUCUUCAAAGAAAAGGUACCUUGUUAGAGCAUCUUGAUGCUAUUCACCACAUUUUGUGGUAUCUGACGACUUCUCUUGGAUUGGGACUAUUCUUCACAACUGGUUCUCAAUUCGGGCUCUUCUAUUUUAUCGAUGCUAACUUUGCAAGAUGUAGAACUGAUCGGUGUUCCACGUCUAGUUUCUGUACUUUCUAUGGUGAUCAUCUUAUAUCAUGGAAAAGCAAGAAACAGGUGAUUGUUUCUAGAUCUUCUGCAAAGGUUGAGUAUCGGACAAUGACACAAGGUACAUGUGAGAUUCUAUGGCUUCGGUCUAUUUAUACCAAGACUUUAUUUUGUUCUUCAUCCUUAUCUCAAAUCUAUUUGGUUGUAAUUAAUGUUUGAAAUAACAUAAGCAAGACGGCUAUGGCUGUUCACUUGAAUUUCUCUCUCUCACACACCCAUAUAUUUGGGGUUGAACUUGGCAUGUGCAUAUGCAAUUUUAUGAUGGAGAUUCAAAAUGUUGUCGGAAUAAUUGAAAAGGACAUGGUUACGAUUCAAUGAAUAAUUGUAAAGGACAUGGUUAUGAUUCAAUUAAAUUAGAAUAAGGAAAAGAAAAGGGUACUGACUGAGUAAACAACCUAAACAAACAAAUAUAUAUAUUUUUUUCUUAAAUCAAUUUUUACUAUUUUGAGAUCAUGGUCUGUGUUGACAUAUUCAAAUAUUUUGUUCCCAAAUAAUGGGAGAAUUUAAAAGUUAUUCUUAUUUUGGUUUUGUUUUCUGAUGUCACUUCAAAAAUAAUAUCAGAAAUGUACAAGUAUGCUAAACAGUCUACUAUACUAUACCACUGGUAAUGAGAAUCCUUCUUGUAUGUUGUUUUUUCUAUAGCUCACUAUUAUGUGGGGACUCAUGAUGAGUUCCAAUGCAGUGGUAUGCCAACUGAUCAGGUGUUUUUAAUUUGUGUAAUGUAAGCUUUGAGAAUGGUAAAUGUGGUGAUUUUGGGUGUUUAUUUAAGGUUUUGUUUUAAGGUAAAUGUUUUUUGAAGUUUCAAAUUUCUCUUUUGCAAUAACUAGUAGUAGCUAGAUGAUCUCUGAUUUGGAAAUUAUCAACUCCAUCUUCUGUAUAUA
Messenger RNA from Camellia sinensis, 3256 nucleotides. The record is from RefSeq and is a predicted model, not a curated record. Lineage: Eukaryota; Viridiplantae; Streptophyta; Magnoliopsida; Ericales; Theaceae.